CCAACCUAGGAUCGGGUUCCCGGAAAAAAAAGACUCUUAGGAAGGAAGGCGGGAAAAAGAGGACUGCGUUCGGCGGGGGAUGGGACGUGCACCUUCUCCUCCUUAUUUUUUUCCUCCCUUUCCCUCCUCUUCCAUAUAUCCAUCGCCCUUCCUUGCGCCGGCCCGCUGCCGCUUCCGUGCUCCAUCGCCGCGCCGCGCCCCUGCAGGACCGCACUAACGCCCAGCCACCUCCUCGCUGCCGCCACGAUUCGUGGGAGCACGUCGCCGCCGGCAGCGCCUCCGAGUCCGUUGGCUCCACCUCCUUCCACCGGUACACCUCCCUUCCCCUGCAACCUCUCCAGCUCUCCUUCCCUUCCUCUUCCCGUGGUGGAAUGUAGGCAGGAGGACGCAGGAGGCGACCACGGCGGAGAUGGCGACGGUUGCAUACGGCAUGGCCCAGAUGCGGAAAGGCGCCAGCAGGGAGAGGCGGCUGGUCGGCCCGUGGAGGGAAGAAGUCAGACGAGAGCGUCGCCGGCCAUGUCGAUGGAGAUGAAGUGGAGCUCCAUCUAUGGAGUGUUCCACAGCAUCCGAUCCGCUCUUCGAGACACCCUCACCCUCCGCCUCCCCGACUCCACCUCCUCCUCCCCCGGCCCCGACUGCAAGCACGCCUGCUCCAACUCCUGCACCCCGGCCGAACCCAAGCACUCCAACGCCGCCGACACCAAACUCUUCCCCACGCGCCUGCACACCGUCGGCACAGCAUCCAAGUAUUUUGAAGAGAUUGCAGACCAGCUUUGUGGUUCUUUCAAUGUUUUUUUUUCCGAACUCGCUGGAGAGCUGCAAGUCAUAUGAAGGUAGAAAAAAACACUUAGGGCUGUGACUACCGUGGUGGGCGAUGGGAAGUCCACCAUGUUUUGGUCGGAUCAUUGGCUCCAUGGUCGUUCCUUGUUGGAGAUGGCGCUACACUUGGGACUGUUUGUGGCGAAGCGGGCCAUCGUCAGGCGCACUGUCUUC
Molecule: messenger RNA, 993 nt
Organism: Phragmites australis (common reed)
Lineage: Eukaryota; Viridiplantae; Streptophyta; Magnoliopsida; Poales; Poaceae
Exons: 2
Coding region: 517-831 (104 amino acids)
Source: RefSeq, a predicted model, not a curated record